AUGCCAGGCACACUCCAAACACCCCAACCCAAUGCCUUCCCCCCCGGUCGCCGCGGAGUCUACCUCCUUACGCACCCCCGCUCAGCGUCCAAUCUCUUCCAAACCAUGAUGUCCAAGCAGCCCGGCUACCAGAACUCUGGCUACAAGCUCUUCGACGGCGGCUUUGCGACGCUGAUGAAUCUGGAGAAAGGGCCGCUGAGCGAAUGGCCUGAGGAGGAGAGAAACGGGUUGUAUGAGACGUUUAAAACGGCGUUUGGAAGCUUGGAGGACGAGUUGGACGAUUGCGCGAAGAAUAACAAACAAGCCUUCGUAAAAGAACACACAAUCUUCCUUUCAGGCCCCGACCGCCUCUUCUCAACCGUCUACCCGCACGACAACCCCCCAGCCCUAACCAUCCACCCACGCAAUGCCUCUCCCUCCUCCUCCUCCUCCUUACCACACACAAACCCCACUUCCGUCCCCGACAGCCUCCUCCUCUCCCUCCAACCAAUCUUCCAAAUCCGACACCCAAUCCUAAUGUUCCCCUCCAUGCUGCGCGCCCAAAAGGAUUCGUUUCCGGAUACCAAGCCACGGACGUUGUAUACGUGUACCACGUAUACUCUCAAGUAUACGAGAGCGCUGUAUGAAUGGUAUGCAGAGCGGGAGGCUACGUCAGGGAUUGUGCCAAGGGUUAUUGAUGCGGAUGAUAUUAUGAAUAACGCGGCUGCGGUGCGUGAGUUGUGUCUCCAGACGGGGCUGGAUCCGGAGGCUGUGCUGUACGAGUGGGAGGAGAAGAAGAUUGAGGAUAAUCCGCUUAUGGCGAGGUUUUUGAGUACGAUUAACGCGAGUAAGGGGAUUAAGAAGGGGUAUGAAGCGAAAGGUUUAACGAUGGAGGUGGAGAGGAAGAAGUGGGUGGAAGAGUGGAAUGAGGAAUUUGCGGCGGAUUUGGAGGAUUUUGUGAGUAAGGCGAUGGAUGAUUAUGAGUUUCUUUGGGAGAGGAGAGUGAAGGGGGAGUAG
This is a messenger RNA of Alternaria novae-zelandiae, 996 nucleotides long. RefSeq lists its product as uncharacterized. Bases 1 to 996 code for a protein of 331 amino acids. NCBI's taxonomy places the organism in Eukaryota, Fungi, Ascomycota, Dothideomycetes, Pleosporales, Pleosporaceae. The transcript is spliced from 3 exons. The record is from RefSeq and is a predicted model, not a curated record.